Saccostrea cuccullata (small rock oyster) is the source of this 4612-nucleotide messenger RNA. Its product is annotated as transient receptor potential cation channel subfamily M member-like 2. The record is from RefSeq and is a predicted model, not a curated record. The transcript has 31 exons. NCBI's taxonomy places the organism in Eukaryota, Metazoa, Mollusca, Bivalvia, Ostreida, Ostreidae. Gene Ontology annotation, biological process: calcium ion transmembrane transport. Bases 1 to 4425 code for a protein of 1474 amino acids. Gene Ontology annotation, molecular function: ligand-gated calcium channel activity. Gene Ontology annotation, cellular component: plasma membrane.
AUGGAUCAUCACAAUUCUAAAGGACACUCGACGGAAAUGCAAGAUGUUAUCCUCAAAUGGUUGACAUUUCUUUUGUGCAAGAAAGCAGAGAAGAGGAAGAUACUGCUGUGUUACCACUCCCGUGACGAGGGGAAUAUCAAAAGGUUCCUGAAGAGCUUACAUAGCAUCAAAGCUGACGUCACUUGCAGAAAUGAGAGGACGGAGAAAGACGAUGAAUAUAACAAUUUUAGCAAUGGGAUCGUUCUCAUGUGUUUGUCAAAAGAAUACGCAAUAAGCCAGGAACAAGAACAAGACUAUCAGCUAGCAUCAUCUCGGCAAAAUGAACUUGCUCUGAUAACCUUUGACCCAUUGAUAGCACAAUGGCAGAACACCCAGAAUAACUUACUGGUCUUUGAUGACGUAGACCGCCCAUCAGUAUUUACUCUUCGAAGAAACCAAAAAGGGCAUGAAAAGUACAUUUACAUCAGUAACCAUCCCAGAAAUGCUACAGAAGCCAAGACAGUUUGCGAGAUUUUACAGAAAUGUGGUGUCAAGUGUUCCAUCAGUAAUUACUACUCAAUCUCGGAUAUCAAUAAGGAAGUGUUGCAACGAGUGACCGAGGAAAUCAACAUUGCAACAAAUCAUCUCGUGAUAUUGUCACGUGACUAUUUGGAUGAUGAAUUCUGCCAGUUUGAACGAACAUUAAUUCGAAACACGGGGAAACGAUUCAUAGCCUAUAAUUUAAAUGUAAACAUGUCCGAUUUAAAUUCACAAGACAUGGCGUGGAUUUUACCCCAUGAGGAGGACAAAAUAAUCAUGGAAAGGACUUUAAAUCACGCUUUUCAAAUUUCAGAAAGAGUAAAGAAAGAAAUUGUGCUAAUAAGCUCGACAGACAGACAUUGGGCAGAAAGAUGUCGGGAACAAUUGAAGCAUACCAAGUACAAACAUUACACAGUUUAUUUUACAUCGGACUGGGAUAAGAACCAAACGUUUGACCUUAUCGCUGAAUGCAGAAUCUUUGUCGCAUGUUUCUCCAAAUCCUACUUUGAAGAUGCUACUCGCAGGAAAGAAAUUGAACUCGCGGCUACUCUUUGGAAAAGAAUUCUACCUGUAGAGCAAGACGAGAACUCCAUAUCAAACAGGCCAGAAUGGCUAGUUAGGAUCGUGGGACAUCAAAGGUAUCCCCAGAACCUCGAAAACUACUUCGAGGAUUCAGCCGGAGUGGAUGAAAUUAACAGGGGUAUGGAGAAUUGGAUUCGAAAUAAAAUUACAAUACCACGCAAAUCAUUUAUGCAAACUAAACUUCCAUCUUUAAAUGGAGAUCAUACUAUGACAGAUGCCUAUGGAAGCGUUGAAGUUUUUGCAGAAGGGGGACUGGAACAUUAUGUUGCUCAAUACGUUCGCCUCAGCACCACAACCCAAUUGAACGUUCUUUCCUCACUCCUAAUGAAACGAUGGGGUCUAAAGAGACCCCGGCUUUUGAUUUCUAUAACAGGCGAAGGAUUAGAAAUUUUGAACGACCCUAGAAAGACUAGAUUCUUCACAUCUGCAUUAGAAAAUAUUGUAAGAGAAAAAGGAGUGUGGUUUACAACAGAUGGCGCCACUUCCGAAAUUUCAAAGGUUAUUGGACAAGUUGUUGAAAAGGAACACGUAAAUACGCGUCCAACUGUGAUAGGAAUUGCAUCAUGGGAAUUCCUGAAAAUGAACCGAACGUUACUUGUUAAAAACGGUUUUGGUAGGUGGCCAGCACAGUACAAUACACGUGAGGCAGCGACAGCUCCGGGAGACUACCAUCUUAACCCGUUCUGCACUCAUUUUCUGUUGCCCGAGAAAAGUGUGGAGAAUGUUAAUGGAUCCAGCUAUAUGGUCUCCACUGCCAGACUCAGAGCAAAUCUAGAGGAGUACAUUCGACGUGGAAGAUUUGAAAUAAACAAAUCAGAGGAGGACGAUUCGGUAGAGGUUCCUUCCGUUCUCUUGGUUGUGGAAGGGGACCAAUAUCAAUCUGUCAGCAUGAUUAGAAGAUCUUUAGAUGUCGGCAGACAUGUCAUAGUCUUAAAGGGAACUGGAGGACUUGCCGAUAUCCUUGCAUCUAUCACAGAACAUCAAAUCAGAACGCAGGACAGCAAGCUGAUGGAGAUAGUAAAUCAUCAAAACAACAAAUGCCUGAUAUUCGUGGAUCUAAAUGAUGAAACCUGUGAAUUUGAUAUGGUGCUUAUAGAAGUACUCCUUCGAGAUGUUAUGGAAUCAAAUGAGAAGAAACUGCGAUUGACGAUGGCGUUUAACAGUAGUGAAAAAGCAAAGGAACACGUUUUUGCCAAAAACAAACCUAAUUUAACGGAUGCUUUCAAAAACCAGCUUAUGAUUCGUGCAAUGAAAGAUGGAAAGAAGGAUUUUGUAAGACUUUUAAUCAAAGAGUGUGUUGAUAUCAACAAAUUUACGAGAGAGAAUUACCACAAACUGUUUCAGGAGGACGAUAUUCCAGAGGAACUCAAGAGACAGUUGGGUUGGGAUGUGGAACCCACAGUGGAGAAUGUCAUGAGGUUCGUGGUCCGAAUCCUGCAGAUAGAUGUUUUUAUGAGUUAUGAUCUUGGCAAUAGAAAAGAUCCUGUAAGAGCUAUGACCUUCACCAAUGAAGGACUUAUUGAUACGUUGAAACAUAUGGAAUCUUCGGAUAGUCAGUCUGAUCCUUACUUCUAUCUCCUUGUGUGGUCCAUACUGAUGAUGAAUCUCCAAGACCUAGCCAAAUUUUUCUGGCAACACUGCAAGGAGCCCUUACCCUCGGCAUUGAUAGCAUGUGGAAUCUAUAGAGCCAUGAGGAAGAAAUGUCAGUCUGCAAAUAAGCUGUUGGCAGACAGACUCCUUGAAUCAGAACUGGAGUUCCAAUCGUUGGCCUGCGGAGUCCUUACUCAGUUCUAUAAAGAUAAUCCAGAUGAAACAGAGCGCAUGUUGACCAGAAAACGCCCCCGAUGGCGAAACUUGACCUGUUUAGAAAUAGCUUACAAAAUGAAAGUCCAUUCCUUUAUGUCACAUGAAGCCUGUAAAAUUCCUAUUAACAGAGUCUGGUAUAAACAAAUCUCACCGGACAACAGUGCUUUACAGUUGACUAUAUCGGUGUUCUUUCUUGGUCUGUUUCCUUUUGUACUCAAAUUUGCAAAGUCAAACUCUGUGAAAAAGGAUGAUGCCAAUUGUAUGACCAGAGUAUGGAAACGUAUUUAUAAUUUUUAUACUGCCCCGAUUAUGCGAUUUUCUCACACAAUGGCAUCCUACAUGAUAUUCCUGGCGUUCUUUAGCUAUUCUCUUCUGACUGGUUUUGGGGAUACUGUAACAUGGGUCGAAAUUCUGAUGUACUGCUGGGUCUUCAGUUUGAUGCUGGAUGAAGUUCGAGAGCUUGUGUAUGGGCUGGCGGACUUCAAGAAACAACUGGGUGAAAAAUACAUCUCAGAGCGACCGUAUUUGGUACAAAUCUACUUUCAAGACAAGUGGAACUACUUCGAUUUGACAAUUCUUUGCUUCUUCACCAUUGGUGCAAUUUUGGAUGUGCUUGGAUACUAUGAGACUAUGGAAGUGGGACGUGUUUUCCUUGCAAUUAGUCUUAUAGCAUUUUUCAUGCGCAUUUUGAAGACAUUCUCUGCACUUGAGGAGUUAGGACCUAAAGUUUGGAUGAUUGCUUCCAUGGCCAAGGACCUGCUCUACUUUGUUAUUAUACUGAUGUUAUUUGUCAUAUCAUAUGCCGUGGCAGCAUACUCCAUUAUGUAUCCACGGUCAGAACUAAGUUUUGAUCUCGUUUUUAAUGUUAUGCGUCUCGGAUACUGGAAUCUCUACGGAGAAUUGCUUCUAGAAGAUAUUGAAGCGGAAGAACCUGACUGUUCCUUUAACGCAACGGUGUACAAUGCAGGGACUCUACCAAGAUGUGCCGUAAAACACCGAAGAAUCAUUGGUCUGAUUAUGAUGGGGAUCUACUUGAUAUUCGCCAAUGUUAUGCUACUUAAUAUUCUUAUAGCUAUGUUUACCGAUACUUAUCAAAGAAUUCAGGAAAAAAGGGACAAUAAGUGGAAUUACGAAAGAUACGCUUUGGUGCGAGAGUUCCGACGGUAUCCAAUCAUACCAAUGCCACUCGGUGUUCCUGUGUUUAUUUUCUAUGUUUUUAAGGGGAUAUAUAAAAAAUGCAAGCAGUGCAAUACCGUUAGGGAUCAUGAUAAAGAGCUGAUGACUAGCCUUAAACUGAUGGACCUGUACUUUAGCCUAGAGAGAGAGAUGGUUUAUCUGUACAUGAAGAAAAGAAGUGAAGAUGCUAAAGAAUCAGCACUCACUGAGGAAACAAUUGCAAAGGUAGUGGCCAUCCAGGUGGAAAAGAAACUAGCAAGGCUGCAAAGUAACCCCGGGGAUCCUGUAGAUAUGGAAGAAUUGACAGGAACAAUAAUCAAACAACUUACUAGAAAGAAGUAAAGCGAGAAACUAGUAACACAAUGUCUUGGUUACGGAUACAAUAUGUUUUUAUUAACAGUUAUAAAAACGAACAUCGACGAUGCACAUGUCCUUUUCUAGUCAUCAAACAAUGACUCAGUGACAGAGUCUAUUUAGACGAUUUUACAUCAUAACUUAUUUUCUCAUUAGCAUGAAUAUUUUUUAUAUA